Molecule: messenger RNA, 680 nt
Organism: Impatiens glandulifera
Lineage: Eukaryota; Viridiplantae; Streptophyta; Magnoliopsida; Ericales; Balsaminaceae
Product: 40S ribosomal protein S24-1-like
Exons: 5
Coding region: 96-509 (137 amino acids)
Biological process (GO): translation
Cellular component (GO): ribosome
Molecular function (GO): structural constituent of ribosome
Source: RefSeq, a predicted model, not a curated record
UCUUUCUCUCUCCUCUUGAUCUCCGAUUUGGCCUUCAAUUCGGCUUCUGCAUCUGCUAACAGUGAAUUUGAUUGAAGAUCACUGAAGUAUAAGCCAUGGCGGAAAAGGCAGUGACGAUUCGAACCAGGAAGUUCAUGACCAACAGACUCCUUUCCCGCAAACAAUUCAUCAUUGAUGUUCUUCAUCCUGGAAGAGCAAACGUUUCCAAGACCGAACUGAAGGAGAAGUUAGCAAGAAUGUAUGAUGUGAAGGAUACAAAUGCUAUUUUUGUUUUCAAGUUCAGAACCCAUUUUGGAGGUGGAAAAUCAACUGGAUUUGGUUUGAUAUAUGAUUCCGUCGAGAAUGCCAAGAAGUUUGAGCCUAAAUACAGGCUUAUCAGGAAUGGAUUGGCCACCAAGGUUGAGAAAUCUAGGAAACAGAUGAAAGAAAGGAAGAAUAGAACAAAGAAGAUCAGAGGAGUUAAGAAGACCAAGGCUGGUGAUGCUGCCAAGGCUGGAAAGAAGAAAUGAGUAUUUCUUAAUUUUGGGUGUUUAUAUUUCUUUGCUAAUCACGGCAUCUUGUUUGAUUUUCACUUCAUUUUGCUAGAACCUUAUGAUGAUUAUGUAGGAAUAUAGUUUACCAAACUGAAAUUAUUUAUUCAAACUAACUAUAAUUUUAAACAAUUUCUUGAAUUAUUGUUU